AUGUACUCAUCAGAAGACACGACGCAAGAGUUAAAAGAAAUUAUAUCCUGUCAAGAGGAUAAAAUAUGCAAGUUAAAUAAAAAACUAGAAGAGUUUGAUUCAGUGGUUUCUGAAAGAAAUAAAUUACGAGAAAUUUACAAACAAUUUGAAAAAAGUCAUGAAGACAGUAUUAACGCCCAUAAGAAAGCGUUUUGCGAACUAUCAGCUACGUGUGACGAGCAAGCGAAAAAGCUUAAGGAAUGUGCGAAUUCAGAAUACCAAUGGGAACUCAAGUAUGGGAAACUAGAAGACACCAACAACUGUAUGAGUCGUCAAAUCCAAAUUCUAAAAUGUAAUGAAAAUAAAUUACAAGCCCAGUUAGCAGAGACUGAAAUAACUUUGAAAUGUGUUCAGAAAGAAUUAUGUCAAACCAAAUCGGAAUUGGAAGAAACUCUCUGUUUGGUUAAUAAAUUGAAGGCAUCUUUGAAAUGUACCGAACAGGAGCUCUGUAAAGUUCGCAGGGAACUUGAUGAAUGCAUGACUGAAUGCAAUAAAUUGCACGAGAUGAACGGGGUUUUGACUACGGAGUUAAACUGCACAAAAAAAUGUCUAUGUGAGGCAAAAUUAGCUGCUACGCGCAUUGAGGAAAGGUACAUACAAGAACGUGAACAUUUAACAUGCGAGUUAAAAACAUGUUGCAAAAAAGUUAGCGACUUAGAGAUGCGAUUAGACGAUGCGAUGUGUAAAUUAAAUGACGAAAGAUGUAAAUCUAAAAAGUUCGCUUGUAAAUUAAUAGAAUUGAAUAAAGUGAGUGCAAAGAAUCACUUAGAAAUGAAAAACCGAGUACAGAAAUUACAAGAAGAAAUAUGCGCUAAGAAUAACGAAAUAUGUUGCUUGAAGAAAAGAGUCGUUGAUUUGCAACAAGAAAUCGAUUGUAAAUGUAUGGAAAUAAACCAGCUGAAAAUUAAAAUUUACGAAAGAGAAUGUCAACUAAAACAAAUGUGUUUACUAUCGGAAAAAAUUGAGCAAAUCAAGUGUUUUGUCGAUACUUGUUGUUGCCCGAAAAAGAAAUGUUGCCCGAGUCCUUGUUGUUGUCCUAAAAAGAAAUGUGGACCGAGUCCUUGUUGCCCGAAAAAGAAAUGUGAACCAAAAUGUGAACCUAUUUGUUGUCCACCAACUCCUAUUUGUUGUCCGAAAAAGAAAUGUGAACCAAAAUGUGAACCUAUUUGUUGCCCACCAACUCCUAUUUGUUGUCCAAAAAAGAAAUGUGAACCAAAAUGUGAACCUACUUGUUGCCCGCCAACUCCUAUUUGUUGUCCGAAAAAGAAACCCGAACCUUGUUGUGACCCAAUGCCAAUGCCUUGUUGUCCGAAAAAAAAAUUGGACUCUUGUUGUAAGCCAUCAUGUUCCUCGUCAGACAUAAAGCUUCCAUGCGGUCUAUCAAACAGCACAAAAUGUAUGAUCCAAAAAUAUGCCACAAAAUCAAAUACCGAAGAUAACUAUGCUGCGGAAUUAAAACAAUUGAAAUGUGACAUGGAAGAAUUACAACAGAGUAUUGGCGACAUCUAA
Messenger RNA from Metopolophium dirhodum (rose-grain aphid), 1548 nucleotides. Its product is annotated as keratin-associated protein 10-6-like. The transcript is spliced from 2 exons. The record is from RefSeq and is a predicted model, not a curated record. NCBI's taxonomy places the organism in Eukaryota, Metazoa, Arthropoda, Insecta, Hemiptera, Aphididae. The coding region runs from base 1 to 1548 and encodes 515 amino acids.